Molecule: messenger RNA, 987 nt
Organism: Diaporthe citri
Lineage: Eukaryota; Fungi; Ascomycota; Sordariomycetes; Diaporthales; Diaporthaceae
Exons: 3
Coding region: 1-987 (328 amino acids)
Source: RefSeq, a predicted model, not a curated record
AUGGGUAUCAUCUUCAGCGCAAUAUCGCAGGCGUUUCCGCCCAAGCCCAGCUUCACCGAGAAGGACAUUGGGAAUCUGAGUGGCAAGGUCUACAUCGUCACUGGUGCCAACACAGGUCUCGGCAAAGAGAUCGCUCAGAUCCUCUACUCCAAGGAUGCCAAGGUCUACUGCGCAGCUCGUUCGAGGGAGAAGGCCCAGGGCGCAAUAAAUGCAAUCAAGGCAGCCUGGCCCAACUCUCGCGGGCAGCUCAUCUUCCUGCCCCUCGACCUGGCCGACCUGAGCACUAUCAAGGCCUCCGCCGAGGAUUUCCUCUCCAAGGAAGACAGACUGCACGUCCUCUUCAACAACGCCGGCGUCAUGAAGCCGCCCAAUGGCUCCAAGACGGCCCAGGGUUACGAGCUGCAGCUGGGCGUCAACAACCUAGGCACGUUCCUCUUCACGAAGCUCCUGACCCCGACUCUCGCCCGCACCGCCAGGGCCGAGGACCCGUCCUCGGUGCGUGUCGUUUGGGUGAGCUCGUCGGCCGCCGAGUCGAUCCAGGUGCCCAGUGGAGGCGUCGACUUGUCCAACCUGGACUACCACGUCGACAAGAGCCCCUUCGACAAGUACUGUGUGUCCAAGGCUGGUAACUACCUCCAGGGCGUGGAGUUCGCCCGGCGUCACAAGGAGGACGGCAUCGUCAGUAUCCCGCUCAACCCUGGCAACCUCAACUCGGAUCUAUGGCGUUCGUUCGGUAGCGGGGCGCAGGGUUUCUUGAGGAGCUUCGUGCUGCACCCACCCAUCCUUGGAGCUUACACACAGCUCUUUGCUGCAUUUUCACCCCAGGUGUCUAUCGAGAGAUCUGGUGAAUGGGUGGUCCCGUGGGGUAGAUUCAUGAAGAUCCGACAGCACCUGCUGGAUGGAAGCAAGCCGGUUUCUGAAGGAGGUAACGGCACAGCGGAGAAGUUUUGGGAGUGGAGCGAGGAGCAGGUCAAGCCUUUCUUGUAG